AUGUAUUUGUCGAUUUUUCUAGUUGGGCUAAGUUCGGCGUGUAUACGCACAGAUAAUUCGGGUUAGUUUUUUUUGCUGGCCACGUCAUAACUAACUUGAAAAUGUUACAGUAAAAGUUUUCAGUCCCCAUCGUUCCUGAGGAUACAACCACAACUACCACUACAACUACCACAACUGAAGCUCCACCAUCUUGCCCCGAAGGCUGGACACUUUUUGAUCGCACACCAACGCCUUGGUGUAUGCGAGUGUCCCUGCAAUCCACGAAUAUAGAUGGAGCCCUGGCAGUCUGUCAAGGUUUGAACUCCGCCGCCGUCGUGUCAGGCUUCCAAAACCAAAAUGAGAUCACGACAAUGAUGACUGCUGCAGUUGCGCAAGGCGCCGCUGCCAACAGCAAUUUAUUAGUUGGCGCGAAACGCACCGAAGCAUGCCAAGAUUCAGCAAUCACUGCCACCUGUACAGCACUGACUUCUUUCGAAUGGACCGAUCCUAGUACAACUGGAACUGAUGGUUUUCAGUGGGCUGCAGGGCAACCGGAUAAUUUUCAGGGAACUUCGGGAAGUGUGGUGAUUAAUGUGGGCACUGAAUUGUUGGAUGAUGUGAAUGGAGCGGAUACGAAAGAGGGAGUUGUGUGUGGAAUGAACGCCACGUAG
This is a messenger RNA of Caenorhabditis angaria, 650 nucleotides long. NCBI's taxonomy places the organism in Eukaryota, Metazoa, Nematoda, Chromadorea, Rhabditida, Rhabditidae. The record is from the annotation of a GenBank genome assembly.